GUUAAUUUAACACUUUAUAAAAAGUUUAACAAACAAAUUCAAAUACUCUCUUUAAGUUUUUCUGUUUUUCAAAUCGAAAACGAAAAAUUAUUAAAACAACAAAGAAAUAAAUAUAAAUAGUUGCAUACGUAUGUACCUAAAAAAUUGCGUGUUUUCGUUAUUGAUUUAAUUAAAUCGAAUCGAAUUGAACGGACGUACAAAACGAGCGAACGGUCGGGUCGAAUGAUAAAAAGAAUUGUUGUUAACAAAACAUAAGAUUGUUAUAGGGUUUGUAUGCUUUACGUAGAAGCAUAAGUGCGUGUAAAAAUAAAAUAACGGUUAUUUAAUAAAAGAAGAGACCCUCCUCUCUCUCACUCAUUAACAAGAAAAAAAGGAAAAAACAGUUACAAGAAAAACUAAACAAACAAAACAAAAAAUAAACUAAACUAAACAGUUGACCAUGUCACCAUUUAUGGAAAGAACAUUACUUUUGGUGGCCUUAUUGGCCUGCCUGCAAGUUACAACUGCUUUAAUGUGCUACGACUGCAAUAGUGAAUACGAUCGUCGCUGUGGUGAUCCCUUCGAUCCUUAUUCAAUAGGUGAAGUUAACUGUAGUAAACAGGAACCACGUGAACAUCUCAAGGAUAAGUAUAAACCAAUUUUAUGCCGUAAGACUGUACAAAAGGUUUAUGGCAAAGUACGCAUUGUACGAGGUUGCGGUUAUAUACCCGAUGGACGUACCGAUGACAAAGAGUGCCUGAAACGUUCCGGUACUCAUGAUGUCCAGGCUCUGUAUUGUGCCUGCACCAAUGAUUUAUGCAAUCAUGCUGCAUCAACACUAAACAACAAUAAUAAUUAUUUGAUUAAUUUAUUGCCCUACACAGUAGCUGCCCUAUUCAUAAUGUUUUCGUGUCAACGUAUCAAUUUUCAUUUAAAACAAAAUUCAUAAAUAUAAGUAACAUAAAAUUACAAACAUAAUAAAUAGCAAAAAAAUAAAAAAUAAAUUCAUCUGAAAGAAAAAACCAAAAAAAAAAAUAAUAAAAAAUUAAAUAAAACUUAAUUUGAAACCAAAGGCAGAAGAAAAAAUGAAUUGUGGUAAUGAAAAGUUAAGAGGGAUAAAUAAUUAAGCUAAAUUAUAACAAAAAAACAAAAACAUAAAAACAAAACAUUUACGCUUGACGAUAAAUAAACAAAAUGAUAAAUGAAAAACUUAAAUAAUAAUAAGUUAUUGAUUAAUUGAAAGAGUCUAUAUAUAAAAAAAUAAAAAACAAACAAACAACAAGAACUUUAUUAAACUAAAAUACAGAAAUUAGGUUUGAGUCUUGAAUAACUGAACGAAGUCUUAAUUAAAUUUCAUUAAUUUUGUUUAAAUACAUUUUAUGACAUUUAUGUUAGAUUUUUUUUUCCAAACCAUACAAUAGUAAAACUGCCUAAAGAUUUAUUUAUAAAUUUUAAGUAUUAUAAUGAUAAGAAGAUUUAAUAAAUAAAUAGUAUAAAACAAGUAUAACAAAGAAA
Calliphora vicina (urban bluebottle blowfly) is the source of this 1494-nucleotide messenger RNA. Its product is annotated as UPAR/Ly6 domain-containing protein crok. Lineage: Eukaryota; Metazoa; Arthropoda; Insecta; Diptera; Calliphoridae. The record is from RefSeq and is a predicted model, not a curated record. Gene Ontology annotation, biological process: regulation of synaptic transmission, cholinergic; sleep; positive regulation of voltage-gated potassium channel activity. The coding region runs from base 440 to 928 and encodes 162 amino acids. The transcript is spliced from 3 exons.